Molecule: messenger RNA, 1790 nt
Organism: Gracilinanus agilis (Agile Gracile Mouse Opossum)
Lineage: Eukaryota; Metazoa; Chordata; Mammalia; Didelphimorphia; Didelphidae
Gene: MBNL3
Product: muscleblind like splicing regulator 3
Exons: 10
Coding region: 1-1275 (424 amino acids)
Molecular function (GO): metal ion binding
Source: RefSeq, a predicted model, not a curated record
AUGGCUGUCAACGUGUCUUUGGUUCGGGAUACAAAAUGGCUGACUCUAGAAGUAUGUCGAGAGUUUCAGAGAGGUACUUGUUCUCGGUCUGAUGCAGAAUGCAAGUUUGCCCAUCCAUCGAGGAGCUGCCACGUGGAGAACGGUCGUGUGAUCGCUUGCUUUGAUUCUCUUAAGGGCCGCUGCACCCGAGAGAACUGCAAGUAUCUUCAUCCUCCUCCCCACCUUAAGACCCAGCUUGAAAUCAACGGACGUAACAACCUGAUCCAGCAAAAGACCGCUGCUGCCAUGUUUGCACAGCAGAUGCAGUUCAUGCUCCCAGGCGCUCAACUCCAACCAAUUACUACAUUUCCCGUGACUCCAUCACUUGCAACGAGCCCCACCAUGGCUUUCAGUCCUUAUCUAAGUCAUGUUUCUCCUGGGAUGGGCUUGGUUCCUGCAGAACUUCUGCCAAAUGCACCUGUGCUGAUGUCUGGAAACCCACCUGUCACAGUGCCAGGAGGCACUGCUGGUCAGAAAUUGAUCCGUACAGAUAAACUGGAGGUUUGCAGAGAAUUUCAACGUGGAAACUGUACCCGGGGUGAGAAUGAUUGCCGUUAUGCCCACCCUGUUGAUAUCGCCAUGAUAGACGCAAAUGAGAACACCGUUACAGUGUGCAUGGAUUACAUCAAAGGCCGCUGCUCCAGGGAGAAAUGCAAGUACUUUCAUCCCCCUGCACACCUGCAAGCCAAAAUCAAGGCAGCUCAACACCAGGCUAACCAGACAGCUGCAGCCGCAAUGCAGUGGGCCCUUUCCCGCCAUGCACAAGUCAGGUGGCCUUCUCUUCGUGGAAAGAUUGAUGCCAGGUCCUUUUGGGGAGCUAGAAGAUACUCAUUGUAUUCCUUGCGUCGUAUAGCAGCCCUGGUACCCCAGCUUGGAAAAACUCGUUUAGCGGCCCUGGCCCUACCACCUGGUGCCCUCCAACCUUUACCAAAGAGGCCAGCACUUGAAAAGAACAACGGUGCCACCACAGUCUUCAACCCAAGUGUUUUCCACUACCAACAGGCUCUAGCUAACAUGCAGCUGCAGCAACCAACAUUUAUCCCAACAGGGUCAGUACUGUGCAUGGCACCCACUGCAAGUGUUGUGCCCAUGAUGCACGGUGCUACGCCCACCACUGUGUCCGCAGCAACAACACCUGCCACCAGCGUCCCCUUCGCUGCAACAGCUACAGCCAAUCAGAUAUCCCAGUUAUCAGUAGAUGAACUGAGUAGCAGCAUGUUUGUUUCACAGAUGUAGACAUACCGAAUAGAAACAUGAAAAUUCUGAACAGCAAAAUCCUGGAGUAUCAGAACCUCUCCUUGGGACACUGCACAUGGUCUUUCUGUACAUUUUCCCAUUUCUCCUCUUUUACCAUCUCUACAGUAAGCCUGUUGCAGCAUACAUGUUAACCAAAAACAAAACAAAACAAACAAAAAAACAUAAAAUUUUUUAAAACCCCAAAAAAGUGAAAUACCAGAUUUAUGGGAAUGUAAAAAAAAAUCCAAAAAAAAGCGCGCUCUAUAGAAAAGAUUAACAAACAGUGCUCUUGUAUAAGAUAUAAACAUAGACAAACUAUAAUCAUCUUUUGUAACAUGUUUCUUUAACACACGUAAUCUUUUUUUUUCUGAGUACCAUCAUGAUAUGUGCAGAUGCACAGUGGACUGUUGUAUAUUAUCAAUGGAUAAAUGUUCGUCUUUUUAAAGUGUUAUCUUAAAGUUUUGUUUACAUCAUAGUCUAAUUGAAUUGUUUUAAGGUAUAUCAAAUAUACGCAA